AUGAGCAUUCUCAGUGGCGGGGACGAGGACGAAGAUGACGACGUCUGGCGCAAGGGCUCUCUGGACUUGCCCGCUAUGUCCAAGUUUGCCGAGAAAUGGCGUUUGGCCUUCUCACAGCUCACCAAGCUGGUCAAGGACAAAGACCUCGGUCACCUCAGACACUUUGGGGGUGUCAACAAAGUCACCUCGGCCCUUGAAUCUGAUGUCAAUGCUGGAAUUAGCGGCGAACCGGAUGACGUCUCUCACAGGCAAAGGGUAUUUGGCAUCAACACAUACAUGCAGCCCGCCAAGGGCUGCUUCCACUUCGUGCUCGAGGCUUUCAUGGACCUCAAAAUCACGAUUCUUCUUGUUUGCGCCACGCUUUGGCUCGGGUCAGGGAUCAAGGAGAAUGGGGUCAAGGAAGGCUGGUGUGACGCAGGGAGCACAUUCGUGAUGGUGCUCCUCAUGACCGCGGUGUCAGCCGUGAGCCAUCAUUGGCAAAACCGACAAUUUGAUGAAUUGUCUCCAAUGAGUGGUAAUAUUAUCAUCGAUGUGAUAAGGAAGGAUCGGCGGCAGCAGGUUUCCAUAUUUGAGAUCGUCGUCGGGGACGUUGUGUGUUUGAAGAUAGGCGAUCGAGUCCCGGCAAAUGGGCUGUUCAUCGAGGGGCACUCCUUGCAGGUUGACGAAUCGAGCAUGACCGGGGAGAAUGAUCACGUAGCAGUGAACAGCAAUCAGAAUCCAUUCCUGUUCUCUAAAACGAAGGUUGUUGAUGGUUCAGCUCGGAUGCUGGUUACAUCGGUUGGGAUGAACACCGCGUGGGGCGAGAUGAUGAGCUCCAUCAGCCGCGACAGCAGCGAGCAGACCCCUUUACCGGCUCAGCUCAACAAGCUUACCUCGUCGAUUGGCAAAGUCAGCUUGGCGGUUAAUUUCCUGAUUCUCGUUAUCCUGCUGACUCGCUACUUCACCGGAAACACACAGGACAAGAACGGGAACCAGGAAUUUGUGGAGGGUCAGACGACGGGUCACAAUAUCAUAAACUCCGUGGUAGGAAUCAUAGCAGACAUGGUGAUGAUUAUGGUGGUCGCAAUUCCCGAAGGCUCGCCACUAGCGGUAACGUUCGCUCACGCUUAUUCAAUGAAGAGGAUGAUGGCAGAUUGGGUAAUGGUAAGGAGGUUGUCGACCUGCAAGACGAUGGGGAGGGCCACCAUUAUUUGCACCGACAAGAGCGGCACUCUUACGAUGAACCAGAUGAAGGUGACAAAAUUCUGGAUCGGCCUAGACUCCAUGGAGGAAAACACGUACUCCUCUGUCUCCAAGAAUGUCCUGGAUUUGAUUCGGGAGGGGGUCGCAUUGAGCAGCACGGGCAGCUUCUAUAGGCCGUCUUUGAGAUCGGAGUAUGAGUUCUUGGGUAGUACCACCGAGAAAGCCAUUAUUUCCUGGGCGGUUUCACAAUUGAGCAUGGACAUGGAGGAUAUAAAGAAGAGAUGUGAAGUUAUCCAAGUCGAAGCCUUCAACUUGCAGAAGAAGAGAAGCAGUGUCCUAAUAAUGAAGAGCACGGGCGACACAGUCCACGUGCAUUGGAAAGGAGCAGCAGAGAUGGUGUUGGCGAUGUGCUCGAGCUUCUACGACAGGUCGGGGAUAGCAAAAGAUCUGGACGAAGACGAAAGGAUGAGAUUCGAGCAGAUUAUCCAGGGGAUGGCAGCAAGCAGCCUCAGGUGCAUUGCUUUCGCUCAUAAACAAGUCCCCAAGGAAGCGACCAAAGAAAAGAAAGACGGGAAGAAGAUUCAAGAGGACAGCCUGACAUUGCUAGGACUUGUGGGUAUUAAGGACCCGUGCCGUGCUGGUGUGAAGAGCACGGUCCAAGCUUGUCAGGACGCAGGAGUGAACAUCAAGAUGAUAACGGGCGACAACAUCUUCACCGCUAAGGCCUUUGCCACAGAGUGCGGGAUUCUCAAGCCCCAGGACGAAGCCUUCAUUGUGGAAGGAGCUGAGUUCCGCAGCUACACGCCUGAGGAGAGGCUUCAAAGUGUCGAGAAAAUCCAGGUCAUGGCGAGAUCAUCGCCUUUCGAUAAGCUCCUCAUGGUUCAGUGCUUGAAGCAAAAAGGCCACGUGGUUGCAUUCACGGGGCACGAUACAAACAAUGCACCUGCCCUAAGGAAGCCGACAUCGGGAUCUCAAUGGGCAUCCAAGGAACCGAGGUCGCUAAAGAGAGCUUAG
Messenger RNA from Eucalyptus grandis, 2196 nucleotides. RefSeq names its product putative calcium-transporting ATPase 13, plasma membrane-type. The transcript is spliced from 3 exons. The record is from RefSeq and is a predicted model, not a curated record. Gene Ontology annotation, biological process: calcium ion transmembrane transport. Gene Ontology annotation, cellular component: intracellular membrane-bounded organelle; membrane. The coding region runs from base 1 to 2196 and encodes 731 amino acids. Gene Ontology annotation, molecular function: ATP binding; P-type calcium transporter activity. Lineage: Eukaryota; Viridiplantae; Streptophyta; Magnoliopsida; Myrtales; Myrtaceae.